Molecule: messenger RNA, 1077 nt
Organism: Adineta steineri
Lineage: Eukaryota; Metazoa; Rotifera; Eurotatoria; Adinetida; Adinetidae
Source: the annotation of a GenBank genome assembly
AUGUUUAUUCUUCAUGGUCGAUAUUUUGUUCAUCGUCAUAUUCAUCUCUUUAAACAUUGUUACUCAACUUCAACUAUUAAACCAUUAAAUGUUGCAUUUUUUGGUUCUGACCUUUUUUCUAUGCAUAUUCUUGAACAUCUCUAUCAACUAUUUCUUAAUGAUAAAUCACGAAUAAAAUGUUUAGAAGUAGUAACAACUGUAUCAACUCUAAAUACUGUUAUGCAAGGUGCCGAAAAACUUCAAUUAACAACUCAUGUUUGGCCAGAUAUUGAUUCCUUAAUAUCCAAAUCACCUGUUCAAUUUGAUGUAGGAAUUCUUGCAUCAUUUGGUCAAUUAUUACCUAAACGAUUGAUCGAAUCUUUUCCUUUAGGUAUAAUCAAUGUUCAUCCAAGUUUAUUACCUCGAUGGCGUGGUAGUUCUCCACUUAUCUAUACAAUUGCUAGUGGAGAUAAAACUAGUGGUGUUUCAAUUAUGGAUAUACGACCCAAACAUUUUGAUAUUGGACCUGUAUUAAUGCAACAAUCAUUUCCAUUAUCAACGAAUAUGACUAUGUUUGAAUUAUUAAAAAUAUCUGCCGAUGUUGGAUGUUCAUUAUUAGAUAAAGUUUUGGAAGAUCCAAUUAAAUCACGAGAAAAUGCUCAGGAACAAGCAUUAUCAGGGAUUACAUAUGCUCAUAAAAUAAAUAAAUAUGGAUAUUAUAUCGAUUGGCAUAAUCAUACCACUGAAGAUAUUGAUCGAUUGUAUCGAGCUCUUAAUCAAAUUGCAAAUCUACGAACUAUUUUUCGUCAAAAACCUGUUCGUUUAAAACUACUAACAUUAAUUAAUGAUCAAAGUAUUCUUAAUGAUCUAAAUACUAUAUCAUCACAACCAGGAACAGCAAUUUAUAAUAAAUCUCUUGAAUGUAUAUGCAUUCGAUGCAAGGAUGGUUGGAUUGGAUUUAAAAAGUUAGCUUAUUUAAAAUCAAUGUAUGCACGUGAUUUUCAAAAUGGAUAUAUCAGUAAAAUGGAUCGAUUUGUAUUCGAUUCGAUACAUAAUUCAUUAUUUGAUUAUAUUUAUGAACGGCGUGUGCCUAAAUAA